Messenger RNA from Fusarium musae, 1884 nucleotides. It is a transcript of the gene GEM1, whose product is annotated as ERMES complex Ca(2+)-binding regulatory GTPase gem1. Gene Ontology annotation, cellular component: mitochondrial outer membrane. The record is from RefSeq and is a predicted model, not a curated record. Gene Ontology annotation, biological process: mitochondrion organization; regulation of mitochondrion organization; small GTPase-mediated signal transduction. Bases 1 to 1884 code for a protein of 627 amino acids. Gene Ontology annotation, molecular function: GTP binding; GTPase activity; calcium ion binding. NCBI's taxonomy places the organism in Eukaryota, Fungi, Ascomycota, Sordariomycetes, Hypocreales, Nectriaceae. The transcript is spliced from 2 exons.
AUGGCCGCUGUGCGCAUCUGCGUCUGCGGUGAUGAAAGCACCGGCAAAUCGAGCCUCAUCGCUUCUCUCGUUAAGGAUCAAUUUGUCAACAACAAAAUCCAGCCCGUCCUUCCUCAAAUCACUAUUCCUCCUAGUAUUGGUACGCCCGAGAAUGUCUCAACAACCAUCGUCGAUACCUCAGCUCGCCCUCAAGACCGAACUACUUUGCGCAAAGAGAUCCGAAAGUGCAAUGUCAUCCUCCUCGUCUAUGCCGACCAUUACAGCUACGAAAGAGUAGCAUUGUUCUGGAUGCCAUACUUCCGAUCCCUCGGCGUCAACGUCCCCGUCGUAUUAUGCGCCAACAAAUCCGAUCUGGCUGGCCAGGGCACCACACCUCAGGUAGUCGAGGAGGAAUUGCUACCUGUGAUGGCUGAAUUCCGCGAAAUCGACUCUUGCAUCCGCGCCAGCGCUCGAGACCAUCGAAACGUAAACGAAGUCUUUUUCCUUUGUCAAAAGGCCGUAACUCAUCCAAUUGCCCCUCUAUUUGACUACAAGGAGGGGCAUCUCAAGCCUCUGUGCGUUGACGCUCUGAGGCGCAUAUUCUAUCUUUGCGACAAAGACCAGGACGGAUAUCUCAAUGAACAAGAAAUGAGAGACUUCCAAGCACGUUGCUUCGAAAAACCUCUGACAGCGGACGACCUAGACAAUAUCAAACUCAGUAUCUCGAAAUCGUUGCCCACGUCCGAGUUAGAAAAAGGCAUUGAUCUGCCAGGAUUCCUGCAAUUAAACAAACUUUAUGCUGAGAAGGGUCGCCACGAAACUAUCUGGAUUAUCCUUCGAAAAUAUCACUAUACCGAUAGUCUCAGUCUCGAGGACAAGUUUAUUCGACCCAAGUUCGAUGUUCCAGAGUACUCGUCGGCCGAGUUGAGUCCUGCUGGUUAUAGAUUCUUUGUGGAUCUCUUCUUGCUGUUUGACAAGGACAAUGAUGGUGGCCUCAAUGAUCAAGAACUCGAGGCUCUGUUUGCCCCAGCUCCAGGACUUCCCAGUUCCUGGACCGACUCGUCGUUCCCCUCCUCGACUGUAAGGAAUGAAGCUGGGCAUGUUACUUUGCAGGGGUGGCUGGCUCAGUGGAGUAUGACAACAUUUAUCGAACCCAAGACAACCAUUGAAUAUCUCGCGUAUCUGGGAUUUGAGCCUUCGAAUCCCAAGGAACCCAUCACCGCGGCACUCAAGAUAACCAAGCCUCGUAAGAGAAGGAGACGUCCUGGUCGGGUGGAGCGUAACGUGGUCCUCUGCUACGUUCUUGGUGCAUCAGGAGCAGGCAAAUCCGCUCUCCUCGACUCAUUCCUCAACCGCCCUUUUGAUGGUCUUUACCAUCCAACCAUCAAGCCACGCCGCGCUGUCAACAGUGUCGAGCUGCCAGGCGGAAAACAGGUGUACCUCAUUCUGGAAGAGCUUGGGGAGCUGGAGCCUGCAAUCCUUGACAACCCGGCCAAAUUAGAUGCUUGCGAUCUUAUCUGCUACGCCUAUGACUCGUCUGACCCCGACUCGUUCUCGCAUAUCGUUGAUCUGCGGAGCAAAUACGCGCACCUUGAUGAGCUCCCUUCGAUCUAUACUGCUCUCAAGGCCGAUAAAGACAAAACAAACCAACGCUGUGAGCUUCAGCCAGAUCAGUAUACUGCCUCACUCAACAUGAGCCUGCCGUUGCAUGUGAGUGUCACCUGGGGUAGCAUCAGUGAGCUUUUUGUAGCUUUUGCAGAUGCCGCUACAAAUCCUAGUACGGCUUUCCCCAGGAGCAAUGAGGAGGGGCCUGAUCGGACCAGUUUGUAUAUUGCAUUGGGCGCCACGGCCUGUGCAGGAGUUGCUGCUUUAACGAUAUGGCGACGAGCAACGAAUGCUCUUUAA